Molecule: messenger RNA, 675 nt
Organism: Rotaria sp. Silwood2
Lineage: Eukaryota; Metazoa; Rotifera; Eurotatoria; Philodinida; Philodinidae
Source: the annotation of a GenBank genome assembly
AUGGGUUGUGGAACGGGUCAAAGUACAAUUUUACUUGCUUCAUAUUUUCAACGAAUAAUCGGUUAUGAUAUUAGUGAAUAUCAAAUAAACAAAGCAAAUGAAAUUAAUGCGCAUCCAAAUAUUAAUUAUAAAUUUCUUGUCGACAAUGACAUUCCACAUGAAGAUUCAUCAUUAACAUUAAUUAUAUCAGGUCAAGCAGCCCACUGGCUUGAUCUUCCUCAUUUUUAUAAUGAAGUUAAACGAACUCUUAAAAUCAAUGGUGUACUUGCUUUCUUUGGUUAUGCAUUUGUGCAAAUAUGUGGGCGAAAAUCAGAACAACUCAAUGAAAUUAUAGCGAAUUUUUAUAAAAAUACACUUGAUGGAUAUGUUCAAAAGGAAAGUAAAGAAGCUUAUUUUGGUCGAUAUCGAGACGAAAAAUUUCAAAUUCCACUUUCAUCAACUGAUUUUAUUCGAGAUGACAGUGUCGUAAUCGAAUGUAAAUGGUCAAUCCGAAGAUUAUUAGGUUAUAUGGCAUCAUGGUCGGGGUUUCAAAAUUUUCUAAAACAACAUCGUGAAAGUACAGCUUUGGAUGAUCUUCGAUUGCAAAUAUUGAAAUGCCUUGAUGUAUUUGAUGAUGAAUAUGAACUUGAUCUUUCAUUUGAUACAUAUAUUUUAAUGAAUCGAAAAAUUGAAUAA